AGAUUGGGCUGGAGACUUGGGGCCCAACCCAUGUUUUACAGAAAAAGUGUGCCGGGUACGAUUCCCGCUCCUCUACUCAGUUUGUGGCGCCACUUCUCUCCUCUCCCUUUCAUUUUCAAGCAUUUUCUCUCACCCCGCCAACGAAUCUACCGAUUUAGCGAGAGAGAGAGAGAGAGAGAGAGAGAGAGAGGAAGAGACGAAGAAGAAAUGUUUGGAAGGAUGAGACCUUCGUCUUCUUCGCUAGAUAGCCUUGAGAGGCCUCCUUCUAAAGUUUUCAAAGACGAUUCUCUCUCCAUCUAUGAGGCUACCCUUUUGAAGCUCAAACUGGGUGCAAAGAAUGACCACUCUGAAGCAGCAGCGGAGAUCCAAGGGAAUUGUGAUUCUCUGAGUCUUCCAGAAUAUGCCCCAAGCUCAGUCAGUUCAGGUAUAAUGAAAAAACAGGUAACCGUACCCAUCUCACCCAAUGAGGGGGCUAUGAUGGACGACACAGAUUGUUCUUCAGCCAAUAGUUCGCCAAGUUCCAGUGAUUACCAAUCUACAAGAAGCUUGAAAGAGCAUGGGAGCAGGAAUACGUUUGUCGCUUACCUGUUUUCCAAGUACAGGAGUCUGCAACAUUCACAAAGGUCAUCGUGCGAGGUGGCCAUGAUAAUAGGAAACGAUAAUUGUUUUGAGUCUGUGUAAUUAUAUGGAUGGCCACUAAUUAUCAGGCAUAUGCUUACUAUGCUGGCUGCACGUGGACAUGCGUCGCCAGAUUCUGUUCCCACAGGUUGGACGAGGCUAAUCAUGAAAUUUAAUAAGAAAGAAAAGUUUGUAAUAUUAUUUACCGACCUGUUAAGUAUUAUUAAUGUCUGAAAAUAAUAAUAUCUAAAAGUUAUAAUUAAUAGUUUAA
This is a messenger RNA of Carica papaya (papaya), 889 nucleotides long. RefSeq lists its product as uncharacterized. The record is from RefSeq and is a predicted model, not a curated record. Lineage: Eukaryota; Viridiplantae; Streptophyta; Magnoliopsida; Brassicales; Caricaceae.